Molecule: messenger RNA, 2734 nt
Organism: Homalodisca vitripennis (glassy-winged sharpshooter)
Lineage: Eukaryota; Metazoa; Arthropoda; Insecta; Hemiptera; Cicadellidae
Gene: Ubc2
Product: ubiquitin-conjugating enzyme E2-24 kDa
Exons: 6
Coding region: 34-594 (186 amino acids)
Biological process (GO): protein polyubiquitination
Cellular component (GO): nucleus
Molecular function (GO): ubiquitin conjugating enzyme activity
Source: RefSeq, a predicted model, not a curated record
UUUUCAUUGCCAGUCUAAACAUACCAGUCCAGAAUGUCAGGGGCAGGCUCUAGUGGCACAGGUAGAGGCCGGGGUUCAACGUCAGUCCCAGAGACUAAGAGCGAGAGCAAGGAAGUCAAACCGAAUCCAAAAAUGUCCAAGGCACUUAGUACGUCUGCUAAAAGGAUACAAAAGGAACUGGCAGAGAUUACUCUAGACCCACCACCAAAUUGCAGUGCUGGACCUAAAGGUGAUAACCUGUAUGAGUGGGUGUCCACCAUUUUGGGACCACCAGGAUCUGUUUAUGAAGGAGGUGUUUUCUUCCUAGAUAUACACUUUUCACCGGAGUACCCAUUUAAACCACCCAAAGUGACGUUCCGCACGAGGAUAUAUCACUGUAACAUCAACAGUCAGGGGGUGAUAUGUCUGGACAUUCUCAAGGACAACUGGUCACCAGCCCUCACUAUCUCUAAGGUCCUGUUGUCCAUCUGCUCUCUGCUCACUGACUGCAAUCCAGCCGAUCCUUUGGUGGGAAGCAUAGCAACACAAUACCUACAGAACCGAGAAGAGCAUGAUCGCAUCGCUCGGCUUUGGACAAAACGUUAUGCAACGUGAUUCCCCAUUCCCCUGGCUAGUGGACUGAUCUGCGGAAAUCUUUGGAAUUCUCUCAAAAAAUUGUUUAGACCAUUUAACUUCCUCUUUUUAAUAGUCUUGGAACUAUUUUAAGUUAGAUUAUAAAUGCACCGCACCACUGAGUUGGUAAAAAUUUCACUGUCGAUUAUUGUAAUUAAUUUAUAUUAAAGUUCUCUUGUGCAUUUAGAUUAUUUAUUUAUUGUAGUUGGCUCGGUGGGUUCAGUAUCUAUAACUCUGUUACUACUAGAACUAUCUGUGAAGGUCUCCGAUCUGUAACAAUAAUGUUAAACUAUUCCUGUUAAACAGGUUUUUAUUCUCUUUACAAUGACUAAGUAAACACGUUUGAGUGCAGGUAUCAUAAUAUAAAAUCACUGUAAUUUGAUUGGUAUUUUUUUAAUAACAAGUACCUAUAACAAUUUUGCCAAAGAAAAUAUGUAUUAAAUCACCGAUAUAAAGUGACAAAUUAUCAAUCCCACUAUUACUUAUUAAAAGUUUUCUUUUAAAAAUGUAAUAUUGUUGAAGAUCCACUGCCUAGCUUAUUCUUUCCUAUAUUAAACUACUAUAGUCUUAAGUUAUUUCACAUGACUGACAUAAAAUAAGAAUUUGAUGGUGUAAAAGUAAUUCUGACUGUGAUAAUAGAGAAAAAAGUUUUUCAAUGAUGUACUAAAAAGUAUAAUUUUAAUUAUUGUUACUCCAAAUUAUGACUCAUAAGAAAUGCCAUAAAAAACAUUUUUGUUAUUAAAAGUGCAAAAACAAAUGGCAUAAUUUAUGUAUUGUAAUUAGCAUGGUCUCUUCUGAGAAUUAAGUUUAAGUUGGAUAAAAAUAUAUCUUCAAUUAAACUUUUCCCGCCAAAUACUCAAAAUAGAGCUCAAUAUUCAAAGGCUCGUAAAUGUUUUCAUUUUCAGAUUUCCACAUAAAUGUACUAUGAGUGCAAAACUACUCUCAGUCACACAGCAGUAGAUGAACCUGAUGGGGUUAAAUUUCUUAACGGUAUUUUAUUAUAGUUUUGUUUAGUUAUAUUUUUAGUUGGCCUGUGAUACAUACACAACAAAUGUAGAUGUUAAUGGUUCAAGGAUUUCCUCGAUCAUGAAGCUGAUUCUAUGAAUUAACAGUAAGACAGAAGACAUGAACCUAAAGCAGCUGAUCAUUACGUAGUGUCACUCUGCUAAUAAUAGUCGUGCUGUUCUUGUAAAUAUUGUCCAAUUCGUAUUUUCUUGAUGGUGCGAAAUAGUUUUAAACUUUAUUCUAUUUACUUCGGGGUGGACGAGAUCACAAACGAAAGUAUUUUCAAUUUUAAAUCUGGAACUGUACUAUCUGAAUUUACGGGUCUACAAUGUUAUAUAUUAGAAACAACUAUAUCUAGAACCUUGCUCUAGUCUGGGAAUUUGAAUGUUUGAUUGUUAAUUACCAGUGGGCUUUGGUUGGUAGGUUAUGAUUAAUUAUGGAUUAAUUACUAAGCGUUUGUAAUAUUUUCUAAGCGUAGUCUCGCCCAUCCCUAUUACUGAUAAGUUAAGCUGUAGUCCUAGAGUUUGAUUCUUUCAAAGACUGUCCAUGUGCGGUGUUCCUGUAGUGGCUAAGCUGGUUAGUGUCUGUUGGUAACCCUGCUUACUAAUUUGACCUGUAUCCUAUUUACACGAUGAAAAUUACUAUAAAUGCAUAAAUAGUUGUGUUUAUAAAAGCACGAAGCAAUAAAAGUAGUUCCUGUAUAUUACUGGGCGUUUUGUUACAUUUUAACUGUUCUGUAAUUAAAAACUUUCAGACUUAUCCUGAAAAAUAUAUAUAUUAUUCAAAUUAUUUUUUUAAUUACAAUAUAAAAUAUAAUUUUAUGAUGCAUAAAAUUAAGAAUUCUUGUGUUCCAAGGAGCUUAUUGUUAAAGUGUGAUUUAUACAAUUUUUCUAAUUUUUAUUUUUAAAUGCGGUCAUAUUAGUAGGCAGUCAACCCUUUGCUUAGUUCGCCAAUCUGCCUUGAGCGCAUGGUAUAUUAACAAUAAUAAACGAGAAAAUUUAGUAAAUCCAUAUCAGUUUGUUUUAUAAGUAUCAAGCCAUGAUUCAAUUCAGGUAACGGUAAUGUAUAUUGAAACUGUAAUGAACUAAUUUGAAAAUAUAAAUGUGUGUUUUUGUAA